GCCAUCCAAUAGUGCUGAUACUACAGACCUUCGGCAGUCCACAGAUCUCAUGGCGUCAGCGAACGGGUUUCCCGCAAGCUUUUACAGUGAGCCUGGUGUUCUUGGUUUUUUGGCCAAUGGCAUAAGUGCAUCCUUAGUACUUCUGCAAAACUUCCAUGCAGCCAGAACAGGAAUUGCAGCAUUUGGAGUGGAGAACAUACUUGCAGGUGUUCAUCUGAUUUUGAUUGGUGGAGUGUGCCAAAUGAUUGCUGGCUUGUUAUCCUUCCGUAAAUAUGAUCAUCUAAGUGCCACUUCUUUCAUUGGCUAUGCAGCACUUUGGGGAAGUUAUGGUGCAACAAGAAUAUUUCUAGGAGCAGCUCAAUUCAAUAUAAAUAGUACUAUGACAAAUAGGACAGUGGUGGACCUGUAUUUAAAUCAUACUGCUGUCAAUCAGAUCUUCAUUACUACUCAGGGAAUCAGGGAGUCAGCCAUAGCUGGGCUGGUGCCCUAUAUCUUGCUUUCCUUACUGCUGGCCUUCUGCUCAGCCACAGUUAAUUACAUUAUGCCUUUUGUGUUUGGAUCCAUCACCCUCACACUUGUUUUUGAAGCUGUGGGACUAGUGUCUGGCUGGGGACUUGUGGUAUCAGGAGUGCUAGAACUUCUUAUCUUGCUUUUUGCUAUAUAUGGCUCAGCAGCACUGCUCAUCAAAGGAGUGGCUCAACGCUAUGUGCUCAAAGGUUUUGGUAAUCCUCUAUUUAAUGUGCUACUUCUUGGGACAACCAAUGCAAGCAGCUCCAAGAGUUUAGGGCAGGAGAAAAAGAAGAACACCAAAUAUGCUGAACCCAUGGCCUUGGGCUUUUUCUGUGAUACAGUAUCACCAUUCAUAUUUGCCUUCUAUGCCUUUGGGUAUUUCCCAUCGAUCACAGUAUCUGCAGUCUGGAUAUCAAUCAACUCUGCUGCUCAGCUUCUCUCCAGUUAUUAUUCAUAUUUGCGGCAGGAUUGCUACCAUGCCACCAAGUUUGGCCUGCACUGCACCUUCUGGCUUGUAAAGACCUGGGAAGAGCAUGUGAUAUCUGUGUUAACAGGAAGGAGUGAAGCAGCAACAGCAAGGCAAGCUAUGGUGGGUAACUGGUUUUUCCUAGCAGCCGCUUUACUACUUUGUGUUGCUAGUCUGAACAUGGAUAUGCUGGAAAUUAUCCACAAUGCCAUGUUCUUUCUGCUGACUAUAUCAACAAUCCCCCAGAUUCCUCUUGAUAGGUACUAUAUCUUUUAUGGGGUGGCUUGCUCCAUCUUUACGGCUGUCUCAUUAUAUGGCACCUUUGCACGUCUCAUUAACACCAUUGCUGAAAAGUCACUAAUUCCAGUUGGAUUCCAGCUUGUCUCAACUGACAGGCUGGAGAGUGGCUUGAGAUGUCUAAGGACAUCGCAAAAUAUCCAGUGUCAAGAAACAGAUACCCAACUGCCUGAUGCUCUGUUUUACCUUACUAAUGGUGUGGCAGCGCUCUCAGCCAUUCAGGUCAGCCACCCUGGGCAGAGUUUUCUGGACUUAACUGUACCCUGGGUGCUUAUCCCAGGGGCCAUCAUCCAGGGUUAUGUAAGCCGAUUACAGGUUCAAGGAGGACAGAGGUUUGGAUCAGUUAUUCCAUCCUUCUAUUUGGCCAUUUGGGCCACCUGGACAUGGUUCAGACUUGCAGGACAACAGCUGCAGUUUUCAACUGAAUCAUCAAAUGGAUUUACAGCAGGAGCAACAGCAUUUUUGGUUAUUAACGCUUUCCUCAUCCUAGUUGCUGCUUAUGGAAAUCUUGUUUUGCUGGCAUUAACCAUUAUUAUGGAGGUCAUAGUGGUGUGUCUUCUUCUUUCCACUAUUAAUAGACUUCCAUACCAGUUGGAAGUUGCCAUGCUUUCAAUAUUUGCCAUAAUUUGCUUGUAUGGAACUCUGGCAUCACUUGUUAAUUGCAUAUUCUCCAAAACCAUAAUACCAGUUGGACCUGCACUCAUAAAGAAUAAUGAUAAGAAGAAAAAAACUGCUGCUACAGCCCCAUGUCCAAUUCCAUCUUCUCGUGGGACCAGUGGACUGCUAGAGAUUGCGAAAUUGCUGGAAAACAAAGGUGUAUGUGGUAUACCAACAGAUACUGUCUAUGCUCUGGCCGCUUCUUGCAAGCAUCCAAGUGCAAUAGAGAAAAUCUACAAUAUUAAAGAACGUCCUGCGGAGAAGCCCAUCUGCAUCUGCAUUUCUAGUUUGGAGCAGCUUGUUCCAACAAAACCACCAUUUAGUCCAUUGCUCUGGGAGUUCAUGAGAAAUGUAUAUCCAGGAGGGAUCAGCUGUAUUGUCCCAAAAGGAGACUGGCUCCUUAAACUUGGUGUGGGGGCUGCAUACGAUCGUGUGGGGACCAAGGACAGCAUAAUGAUUCGUGUCCCUGACCACACAGUCACUGCCCACCUGUGUGACAUCACUGGGCCUUUGGCUAUCACAUCUGCAAAUCCAAGUGGUGAACCUGACAGCACACAUCAUGACAUGGUUAUUAAGCGCCUAGGACACAAGAUCCAAGGAGUACUGUGUGAUGGGCAGUCCAAUGAGCUGGUAGGCUCAACUGUGGUCAACUGCCUGAAAAUAGAUGAAGGUACCAUACAUUUUCUGCGAGAAGGUUGUGUUCCUGCAACAAAGGUGCAGCAAAUUUUUGAGAAGGUGAAGAACAGUAUGUUAUAAGGAAUAAAGCUACAGCGUC
Messenger RNA from Clarias gariepinus (North African catfish), 2705 nucleotides. RefSeq lists its product as uncharacterized. Gene Ontology annotation, molecular function: nucleotidyltransferase activity; double-stranded RNA binding; tRNA binding. The transcript is spliced from 11 exons. Gene Ontology annotation, biological process: regulation of translational fidelity. NCBI's taxonomy places the organism in Eukaryota, Metazoa, Chordata, Actinopteri, Siluriformes, Clariidae. The record is from RefSeq and is a predicted model, not a curated record. The coding region runs from base 50 to 2686 and encodes 878 amino acids. Gene Ontology annotation, cellular component: cytoplasm.